AUGGCGAAGGAUGGUGCCGGGUUCUCCUGCGAAGCCGCACCAGCGGUGACACUCGAUGAACUCCAAGACGUCCAACGUUUCAAGGCGAUGAGGCCAGCGCUCUCGAUCAAGAAAGCGUUUGGAGGCACAUUCCCAUCAAACGAAGAAGAAGUUUACGUGUUCGCGGUCGCCCCCAAGUGGCGAUUGUUCUGCGUCGUUGUCGGAGGUAUUGGGCCUCCUUUCCCCGUCACAAUCCGCGAGGACGAGACUGUCGGCGAGCUCAAGGAAAAGAUCGCGAUCAAAACGAUGUAUCAAUUCCCAGCCUACAGCUUGGAACUCGUCAUGGCGAAGGAUGGUGCCGGGUUCUCCUGCGAAGCCGCACCAGCGGUGACACUCGAUGAACUCCAAGACGUCCAACGUUUCAAGGCGAUGAGGCCAGCGCUCUCGAUGAAGAAAGCGUUUGGAGGCACAUUCCCAUCAAACGAAGAAGAAGUUUACGUGUUCGCGGUCGCCCCCAAGUAUGCUGUACCAGCCCCAAAUCGGCAAUUGUUCUGCGUCGUUGUCGGAGGUACUGGGCCUCCUUUCCCCGUGACAAUCCGCGAGGACGAGACUGUCGGCGAGCUCAAGGAAAGGAUCGCGAUCAAAACGAUGUAUCAAUUCCCAGCCUACAGCGUGGAACUCGUCAUGGCGAAGGAUGGUGCCGGGUUCUACUGCGAAGCCGCACCAGCGGUGACACUCGGUGAACUCCAAGACGUUCAACGUUUCAAGGCGAUGGGGCCAGCGCUCUCGAUCAAGAAAGCGUUUGGAGGCACAAUCCCAUCAAACGAAGGAGAAGUCUACGUGUUCGCGGUCGCCCCCGACCAACCUGCCGCAAGCACCGCGGCGUCGCUUGUCGAGUACAAGAAACACAAGAGAAACGAAGACGAGAGCUCCAUGUCGAUUUCGAGGUUGUCGCUUCCGAAAAUCGCACAGUUGGGGUAUUCCACAAAAGGGUGGACGUUGCCGCCGGUGGACGGUGUCCCGCGGUGCAAGGACUACGUUGCGUAUAUGCUGCAGGACUUUGUGCCACUCAUGGUGUCCACCACGGUUCGCUUCGGCCUCAGCACCCCCGUGGGAGAAUCCCGACGCAGACUCACGGGGGCCCCCGACUUGUACGUCCUCCCAAGUGUUUGCGCUGACACAUGUGGCCGUACUGAAGUGGUGAUGGUGAUUGAGCUGAAAAAACAUGACACGCUGUCGGACGCUAACAUCGCUCAGACGGUGGGAUACUUGAUUGCAGCGCAUACCCUCUUCGAUAAGCAAGCAUAUCGACCUACUCCCGUCGGCGUGUUGACGAAUUUGCGGGACGAAUGGCAUCUUUUUUGGGUAGACCCGAACGGCGAAGUUUGUAUGAUGACUCGGGACAGCAACCUCCAGAAACUGACCCGCGAGACUGCUUGGCAGUACAUUCGAAAGCAUUGCGAAUACGUCAGCUCGGUCCUCCAACAAGAACUGGCGGCAGGGGCACCCGUCCUAGACGACCUACAAGCUCUGAAACUUUUUCCCGUGUUUGGGGAUACCAAUACCAUGGCGGGCCAGGCAAAGAAGUUUGCGCCCCUCGAGUAUGAAGACAACAUGGCGGAUGUGUUGGAAACCGAAGAAGAGGUCCUCCUCUAUCAGAUGUCGAAGCGACUGCAACGCACGACGGCCUUUGAUAUGCCGUAUGCGGCCAUGUACUCGUAG
This is a messenger RNA of Aphanomyces astaci, 1701 nucleotides long. RefSeq lists its product as hypothetical. The transcript has 2 exons. Lineage: Eukaryota; Oomycota; Saprolegniomycetes; Saprolegniales; Verrucalvaceae. The record is from RefSeq and is a predicted model, not a curated record. The coding region runs from base 1 to 1701 and encodes 566 amino acids.